UUGAAAUUAAUCACCAUAUCACCCAAAUCAUGUCAAUCGGUGAAGGUACAGACCAAGUUAAGGAAUUCCUAUGUUCCAUCUGUAGUUUAAAAGUGAACUAUGACUUCUUCGGAACAAAGCCUCCGUUUGCAAAAUCUAUUUUAUUAAUGGAAGACAGUUACGUAAUGAAGGACCCAUUUACAUCAGAGAUUGGAAUCAUCAGUCUUGGUUCCCACUGCAGUUUGUGCACUAAAUCUGUCUGUGCCUCACAGGACUGUAGUAUCUUCUACACCAAGCGGUUCUGUAUGUCCUGUGUGAAUGCAAACCUAGAGGAGUUUCCUUUUGAAAUACAGCAGGAAAUCAAAAACAGAAAACUGAAGGGGAAGUAAUAGCAGCGGAAACAUUUCUGGCUGUUUUAGAACCACUAAUGGGCCAAAACCUUAUACCUGAAAGACAGCUCUUUCAACAUGGAUAAACAUACCAACAAGGAGCGUUCCUCUACACUGAUGUAUUUAACAACUAGAUGGGUCAAUACUGCUGUAUAUACCAACACCAACAAGACGGGUCAAUACUGAUGUAUAUAACAACACCAACAAGACGGGUCAAUACUGAUGUAUAUACCAACACGGCGGGUCAAUACUGAUGUAUAUACCAAUAAGAUGGGUCAAUACUGAUGUAUAUACCAACACGACGGGUCAAUACUGAUGUAUAUACCAAUAAGAUGGGUCAAUACUAAUGUAUAUACCAACAAGACUGGUCAAUACUGAUGUGUAUACCAACAAGACUGGUAAAUACUGAUGUAUAUAACAACAAGACGGGUCAACACUAAUGUAUAUACCAAUAAGAUGGGUCAAUACUGAUGUAUAUACCAAUAAGAUGGGUCAACAUUAAUGUAUAUACCAAAAAGAUGGGUCAAUACUGAUGUAUAUAACAACAAGACGGGUCAAUACUGAUGUAUAUAACAACAAGACGGGUCAAUACUGAUGUAUAUAACUACAAGACGGGUCAAUACUGAUGUAUAUAACAACAAGACGGGUCAAUACUGAUGUAUAUAACAACAAGACGGGUCAACACUGAUGUAUAUACCAAUAAGAUGGGUCAACACUAAUGUAUAUACCAAUAAGAUGGGUCAAUACUGAUGUAUAUACCAAUAAGAUGGGUCAAUACGUGGGUCAGUACUGAUGUAUAUACCAAUAAGACGGGUCAACACUGAUGUAUAUAACAACAAGACGGGUCAACACUGAUGUAUAUACCAAUAAGACGGGUCAAUACUGAUGUAUAUACCAAUAAGAUGGGUCAAUACUGAUGUAUAUACCAACAAGACAGGUCAGUACUGAUGUAUAUAACAAUAAGAUGGGUCAGUACUGAUGUAUAUACCAAUAAGACAGGUCAACACUAAUGUAUAUAACAAUAAGACGGGUCAAUACUGAUGUAUAUACCAAUAAGAUGGGUCAAUACUGAUGUAUAUACCAAUAAGAGGGGUCAAUACUGAUGUAUAUAACAACAAGACGGGUCAACACUAAUGUAUAUACCAAUAAGAUGGGUCAAUACUGAUGUAUAUACCAAUAAGAUGGGUCAAUACUGAUGUAUAUACCAAUAAGAUGGGUCAAUACUGAUGUAUAUACCAACAAGACAGGUCAAUACUGAUGUAUAUACCAAUAAGAUGGGUCAAUACUGAUGUAUAUACCAACAAGACAGGUCAAUACUGAUGUAUAUACCAAUAAGAUGGGUCAAUACUGAUGUAUAUACCAAUAAGAUGGGUCAAUACUGAUGUAUAUACCAAUAAGAUGGGUCAAUACUGAUGUAUAUACCAAUAAGAUGGGUCAAUACUGAUGUAUAUAACAACAAGACGGGUCAACACUGAUGUAUAUACCAAUAAGAUGG
This is a messenger RNA of Mya arenaria, 1863 nucleotides long. Its product is annotated as cysteine-rich DPF motif domain-containing protein 1-like. The coding region runs from base 30 to 368 and encodes 112 amino acids. Lineage: Eukaryota; Metazoa; Mollusca; Bivalvia; Myida; Myidae. The record is from RefSeq and is a predicted model, not a curated record. The transcript has 4 exons.